Molecule: messenger RNA, 2014 nt
Organism: Oryzias latipes (Japanese medaka)
Lineage: Eukaryota; Metazoa; Chordata; Actinopteri; Beloniformes; Adrianichthyidae
Product: tetraspanin-7
Cellular component (GO): plasma membrane
Source: RefSeq, a predicted model, not a curated record
UCUAGUGGGUCUAGAUGACCCAACUCCCAAUGUUAAAGUGCCAUGGAUAGCACAAGGGUUACAUGUGAAUAAAUGAGGAAAAGCACAGAUCAAGCCAGGUCAUACCACUACUAUGAAGUAUUGACCUCUACCUUAUACAAGCUUCAUAUUCAACACUUCCCGUAUUGUGACACGUAUUGUGUCUAUUUUCUGCAGAGUAAUCCUUACGUGGUGUUUGUAGUAACACAAAUAAUUAAUAUUUCACAGUGAAAUGUCUCCUUUUCAUCAAUCUGUGUUUUGGAUCUAUCUAUUCAAAUAACUUCUUUUUUUUAAGAAUAAUUUAAAAUCAAGGUUUUCAUUUCUUUGUAAAUUUGCUGAAUAGUUUCCUUGAAAACAACCUAAAUAAGUCUGAAGCUCAUGGUUAUUUUCUGAAUUAGCUUAGAGAUAAUUGAUGGUCAAUGAGAAAAUCAAACCUCUGUUUUAUUAAUAAAUGAAUUCUUCAAGGACACACCUGUUAUUAUUUAUUACAUGUACUGAUCUACCUCUAAAUGGGCCCAGACUUGGAUUUGACUGUCACACCAACAGUUUCAUUUUAACUUCUGGUGUUUUCCUCAGUGCGUUUGCUGCAGACUAGCACUCUGGUGCAUGCUGCCUCAGCCAUGUGACUCAUACUUCACACUCUGACCACACAGUUAACAAGCAGGCGAUGGCUCCGCCCAUCACACGGGUUCAUCACUGCGAAACCUCUCAGAUUAUCCUGUGACUGACCCUCGUUUAUUCUAGCUGGACCUACGAUGCUCAGAUUUGACACCAAAACGCACCCCACACCCCCACCCCACUCUAUCGUGAUACUCUGUAUGGGUUGGCGUGCACAAUAUAAAGCGCUGACCAGGUUUUUGGCUCAUCAAAAACAUGCAGAAACAUGUUCCAACCAACAGAGGGCAGCAUUCACUCCUGUCAGGUUGGCUCCUCAGGUUUUAAGGAGAUGAAAAGGAGAAAGUGGAAACUCAGUCAGAUGGAUGAUGGCGCCCCGGAGGAUGGAAACCAAGCCGGCAAUCGUGUGCAUGAAGACUCUGCUGCUGCUCUACUCCUUCAUCUUCUGGGUGACAGGCAUGGUCUUGCUGUCAGUGGGUCUAUGGUGGCAGUUCAUGUUGGGCCCCUACACCCUGUUGAUCUCGAAUGGCCCUUCCAACGCUCCCUACAUGCUCACUGGCACUGGUGCUGCCAUCGUUUUGUUCGGACUGUUUGGCUGCUUUGCGACCUGUAGGGGGCGCCCCUGGAUGCUGAAAUUGUAUGCCGUUCUUCUGUGUCUUGUAUUCAUAAUUGAGCUCAUCGCAGGAAUCUCUGGAUUCGUCUUUCGCCACGAGGUUAAAGAGACGUUCUUCGUCACCUUCAGAGAGGCUGUGAUCAGAUACGAUGGACGUGACGACAAGAGUGUAGCGGUGGAUGAUGUUCAGCGUAAACUACACUGUUGUGGAGUGUCUAACUACACCAGCUGGUUCAGCACUCUGUAUUUUUCUGUCAGCGGUAUUCCAACCAGCUGCUGCAUUAGCUUCUCCAACUGCAACAGAGAGGACUUGAAGAACGCAACCCUGGCUGCAGGAAAAGUCCACAAGCAGGGCUGUUUUGAGUUGGUGGUGUCCUUCAUCGAGAACAACGUUGGAAUCAUUGCUGGAGUAACUUUUGGCAUCGCCUUCUCUCAGGUGUUCGGGAUGUGUCUGGCCUGCUGCCUUUCCCACUUCAUCAGCUCGUACCAGUACGAGAUGGUUUGACAGAAAACAUCACGAUCGGAUCACUUUAACAACCAGCAGCAAACUGAUAUCAUCUUUUUGUGUUUGUUUUAAGAGUUUCAUUCUUUUCUUGUUAAGAAUUUUUCUGUGACACCAGAAUGUUUAUCGGACGGUGUGUAACAGACUGGUUCAGGAUGCCUUAACUUCCUGAUGUUGAAGAAAUUCCUUAUGAAUUAAGAAGAUCUAAACUGUAAAAACAGUUCAUCUGUUUAUGAAGAAUAAUAAACUUGUUUGUGAGCGGUGAA